CACUCCGGAGCGUAUUCCCACGGUUUGGACCCGGGCUCGGAGCUCCGAGCAGCCAAAGUGCACCUGCCAUUGGGGGUGCCCUCCCCAGUAUAUAAGCUCAGCCCCUCCACCCUGGCUCAUCAUUCCUGACCCGGACCUCUUGCUCGCUGGAGUUCGCUUUUUUUCCUCUCGCUCUCGUUCCGCGUUCUUUCGAGUUGCCAUUGCUCUUAUCAACACGCUUUCGCGUCCAAGUUCAAGUGCUUUCGUCAUGUCUUUCACAAGCUCGUACCACGUGGAGUGCUUCUGUGAUAACUGCCAGAACAUGAAGAUCGACGCCUCGCAAACUUUCGCCAAGAAGAAACCCCUCAAAUUCAAAUCGCUUUUGAAAUCCCUGUUGAAGCGCCUGUUGGUCAAGUCCGACCCCAAGCCCGUGUACGCCGGCAAGGAGUUCGACUACCAGGGUCCCGAGAUGGACAACAUGCGCAACUACAUGCAGGACGAGAACAUGCGCAACUACAUGCAGGACGAGAACAUGCGUAACUACAUGCACGACCAGAUGCUGGCCCUCACCCCCGAAGAAGAAGACAACCGGCAAAAUGAACUUGCUGAACUUCGUGAACAGAUCGUCGUGCUUCUGGUCCCUUCUCCGGCCUGGGGAGGGUACAACGUCCCCGACUGCGAUAUCUGCGCCAGGGGUGACUUCAACCCCCUCACAGUUCGACAGAUCCCGCAAGCUCAGAUCUAAGCUUCAUCGGUGGUAAGCCUGCUCAAUUGUACACAACGUCUUUCAUCGAUCCACUCAAGUUCAAUUCGCGUGUCUCCAAGCUCAAGUUCACUUCUCCUAUCAAGCUCAAGCUCAAUCUGAGCCUCCGUGAACUCGCGUCAUCGCAAUUUUCUUGAGAAGCAACAGCGCUUUCAGUUAUAAUCUACACUGUCUUUCAUUAGGUUUAAGGUUAGGUUUAGGUUUUUAUUAGAUUCACUAGGUGCCAACUUUCUUUAUUUAUUCGUCGUGGUAUAAGCUGUAAAUAUUUUAAUCUCGGUGCAUCGCAAAAUUUUACAACUUUUGCAAGUUCUGGUGCACUUCAGCUCAAAUUUUAGUAUCUCAUGAGUAUUUUCUCAGGUGAAUCCUUGCUUAAAUUUCAGUAUUCCGUUUGUUACAUCUCAAUUUUUAGCAUUUUCAAAUGUGUAUACAAGCCGCUUUAACGCAUAUUGAUUAAUUUUUCUGCAAUAAUUGACUGAUUAUAUUCAGCGUGCUAAAAAUUUCUCUCAUGCAGAAAGUUCGAGUGCAUUCCAACUCAUACUCACUUUUGUCUUUUUUCUUUUUUAUUUAAUUGGAUUUAUUCUCAGGUUCUUACUUAAGUGUUUAUUUUGUGCAUCCAGUGACUCACUUUGAGUUGCACUUCCAGCUUUGGGUGCUAAGUUUGCAUUUUUAAUAAUUUCAAAACGUUUUGGUGACUAGACUGAUUAAUAUUUAUCAGCAUUUUCAUUUUUUUUUCAAAUCGAUUUUUUUUAUGCAAUUUCAUGUUUAAUAACAGAAUUGGUGCAUACAUUAUUUAUGCCUUCUAAUAACUUUCUCAUAUGAACGCUAAUUUCAAUCCAUUAUCCAUUGAUACAUUUUCCAUUUCUUUCUAUAAUGCAACUUUUUUAUGUACAAAUGCGUAACAAAUAACAUUGGCCCUUUCAUAUUUUGAGAUUAAUUUUUAAUGUUGCCGUUUUGAGCAACAAUUAUCCAAUUUUUUUAAUUCAAUUAAAUGCUCAUCUUCAAUAGUUGACCUUUUCUUAGCGUUCAUCCUUAAGCUUAUUUCAACUUCAAGUUUUUUCAACCAACUUUUUUCAACAUCUCAAAUUUCCAUUUUCGCCAGAAAAUGAAAUCUCUUGAUUACUUAAAUUAUUCGAUAUGUUUACUUAGUUUAAACAAAUCUCUCACAAACUUCAAUAGAUAUGCUCAUUGUAAAUAAUUAUUUCCACGGUAUUCUUUUUCAUGUGAUUCGUUUGUUGUUGUUAUGUUGUUGAUCAAUUAAGAGAGUUUAAUUACCUACAUGUGUAAUCCAUAAACUGUGAUUUUUGUUGAAGAUACAUCUGUAUCUAACUCUUUGUAAGUUCUAGAUUUUUUAUCAUUUUCUUCGAAAGAGGGAAAUAUUUCAAUUCAUAAAUAAAACAAAAAAUUAUCUGAA
This is a messenger RNA of Bemisia tabaci, 2153 nucleotides long. RefSeq lists its product as uncharacterized. The record is from RefSeq and is a predicted model, not a curated record. Lineage: Eukaryota; Metazoa; Arthropoda; Insecta; Hemiptera; Aleyrodidae.